This is a messenger RNA of Asparagus officinalis (garden asparagus), 4244 nucleotides long. RefSeq names its product 5-oxoprolinase. The record is from RefSeq and is a predicted model, not a curated record. Gene Ontology annotation, biological process: glutathione metabolic process. Gene Ontology annotation, molecular function: 5-oxoprolinase (ATP-hydrolyzing) activity. The transcript has 2 exons. Gene Ontology annotation, cellular component: cytosol. Lineage: Eukaryota; Viridiplantae; Streptophyta; Magnoliopsida; Asparagales; Asparagaceae. Bases 149 to 3928 code for a protein of 1259 amino acids.
GUUAUUAAAAAAAAACAAAAAAGCCCCCAAAGUUUUCAUCAUCAUCAUCUUCGUCGCUUUUACUCUCUCUCUCGAGCUCUCUGCUCGGAUUCUAAAGUUAGUUACUUUUUGUAAUUUAUCAGUCUAAUCGUUGAGAAAGAAUCUUAAAAUGGGAAGUUUGAAAGAGGAGAAAUUUCGAUUUUGCAUCGAUAGAGGAGGCACGUUCACAGACAUCUAUGCUGAGGUUCCAGGUCAAUCCGACUGCUGUGUGAUGAAACUUCUAUCUGUCGAUCCAUCAAACUACGAUGAUGCUCCAAUUGAAGGGAUAAGAAGAAUCCUAGAGGAAUAUACAGGUGAGAAGAUCCCGAGAUCUUCCAAGAUUCCUACUGAUAAGAUCGAGUGGAUUCGAAUGGGCACCACUGUUGCUACCAAUGCUCUUCUUGAACGAAAGGGUGAGAGGAUUGCUCUUUGUGUGACUCGAGGGUUCAGAGACUUGCUUCAAAUUGGAAACCAAGCACGUCCUAAUAUCUUCGACCUUAAGGUCUUGAAACCCUCUAAUCUAUAUGAGGAGGUUAUAGAGGCCGAUGAGAGGAUAGAACUCCUUAUUGACAAAGAGAAGGAGACUUCUUCUUAUUUAGUCAAGGGAAUAUCUGGGGAACCUAUAAGGGUGUCAAAGCCACUUGACAAAGAAGCUUUGAAGCCUCUGUUGAAGGGUUUGCUCGAUAAGGGAAUCAGUUGCUUGGCGGUUGUAUUGAUGCAUUCUUAUACUUAUCCUCAACAUGAGAUCUUGAUCGAGGAGUUGGCUUUGAGCAUGGGAUUUAGGCAUGUUUCUCUAUCAUCGGCUUUGACUCCCAUGGUUCGUGCUGUGCCUCGUGGAUUGACAGCUAGCGUUGAUGCUUAUUUGACACCUGUCAUUAAGGAAUAUUUAUCGGGUUUUAUGUCUAGAUUUGAUGGAGGAGGCGAAAAGGUGAAUGUACUAUUUAUGCAGUCUGAUGGAGGUUUAGCACCAGAAAAGAGGUUUUCUGGGCAUAAAGCCGUUCUCUCAGGUCCAGCUGGAGGUGUUGUUGGCUACUCACAAACUCUAUUCGAGCUUGAAACAUCCAAACCCUUGAUCGGGUUUGAUAUGGGUGGAACUUCAACUGAUGUGAGCCGUUAUAAUGGAAGCUAUGAGCAAGUUCUUGAGACCCAAAUUGCUGGAGCUAUAAUUCAAGCUCCUCAACUUGAUAUAAACACAGUGGCCGCUGGUGGUGGCUCUAAGCUUAAGUUCCAAUUUGGUUCAUUCAGAGUAGGACCUGAAUCAGUUGGGGCACAUCCUGGUCCAGUUUGUUACAGAAAGGGUGGGGAUUUAGCUGUAACAGACGCUAAUUUGAUUCUAGGAACUGUUAUACCCGACUAUUUUCCAUCAAUUUUUGGUCCAAACGAGGAUCAGCCUUUAGACAUUGAAACUACCAGAAAGGCAUUUCAAAAGCUUGCGCUCGAGAUCAAUUCAUAUAGAACAAGUCAGGAUCCAUCAGCAAAGGAGAUGACAGUGGAGGAGAUUGCUCUUGGGUUUAUUAACGUGGCAAACGAAACUAUGUGUCGGCCUAUACGACAACUGACUGAGAUGAAAGGGCAUGAAACAAGAAACCAUGCUCUUGCUUGCUUUGGUGGUGCAGGACCUCAGCAUGCUUGUGCAAUUGCCAGGACUUUAGGCAUGUCAGAAGUUCUUAUCCAUCGAUUUUGUGGGAUAUUAAGUGCUUACGGUAUGGGAUUGGCUGAUGUUGUUGAAGAAGCACAGGAACCAUAUUAUGCUGUUUACGAUAUGAAUUCAGUUCCCGAGGCCUCUAGGAGGGAGUCUAUUCUAUCGCAACAAGUUAAACAAAAGCUACGAGAUCAGGGUUUUAAAGAUGAAAGCAUUGUGACUGAAUCUUACCUCAAUUUGAGAUAUGAAGGCACAGAUACAGCCAUCAUGGUUAAAAGGCAAGUUGAAGGGGAGGAGAAUGACUAUGCUUCCGAAUUUGUGAAGCUAUUCCAGCAAGAAUAUGGUUUCAAACUACAGAACCGGAAAAUCCUUAUUUGUGAUGUGAGAGUUCGAGGUGUAGGAAUCACCAACAUCUUGAAGCCUCGAGAAGUGGAGCCAAUUUCAGGAAAUCCUGAACCUGAGAAGAGUUACAAGAUUUAUUUCAAAGACGGGUGGGAAAAUACACCAUUGUUCAAGCUGGAGAAAUUGGGGUAUGGGCACAUCUUGCAAGGCCCUGCAAUCAUCAUGAACGGGAAUAGCACUGUGAUUGUAGAACCUUCUUGUAGAGCUGUUAUUACCAAGUACGGCAACAUCAAAAUCGAGAUUGAUUCAGCUCCAACCACUGUAAAAGUAUCAGAAAAUGUCACAGAUGUUGUGCAACUUUCAAUCUUUAACCAUAGAUUUAUGGGUAUUGCCGAACAAAUGGGUAGGACUCUUCAGAGGACAUCGAUUUCUACUAACAUAAAGGAAAGACUGGAUUUUUCAUGUGCUCUCUUCGGUCCGAAUGGAGGGCUAGUUGCCAAUGCCCCUCAUGUUCCUGUUCAUCUCGGGGCAAUGUCAAGUACAGUUUGCUGGCAACUCAAGCACUGGGGUGAAAAUCUCAGCGAAGGAGAUGUACUCGUAACUAAUCAUCCUUGUGCUGGAGGAAGUCAUCUCCCUGACAUAACUGUUAUCACGCCGGUCUUUGAUAAUGGGAAGUUGGUAUUUUUUGUAGCAAGCAGAGGACAUCAUGCUGAGAUUGGUGGUAUCACUCCUGGAAGCAUGCCACCGUUCUCAAAAGCAAUAUGGGAGGAAGGGGCAGCCAUUAAAGCGUUCAAGCUCGUUGAGAAAGGUGUAUUCAAUGAAGAAGGGAUCAUCAAAUUGCUGCAAUAUCCAUGCUCGGAUCAACCUUCAACUCCUAAAGUCCCAGGAACCCGCAGGAUUCAAGACAAUUUAUCUGAUCUCCGAGCCCAAGUUGCUGCAAACCAAAGAGGAAUUGCACUGAUCAAAGAGCUAAUCCAACAAUAUGGUCUCCAAACUGUUCAAUCGUACAUGAACUAUGUCCAGAGCAAUGCAGAAGAAGCUGUAAGAGAAAUGCUGAGAUCAGUUGCUGCUAGAGUUCAACAAGAGAACGGCUCAACCGUUAUCGAAGAAGAAGACUAUAUGGAUGAUGGAUCCACGAUCCAUUUAAAACUCACCCUCGAUGGAGAGAAAGGUGAGGCCUUUUUCAACUUCGAAGGCACAAGCCCAGAGGUGUAUGGCAACUGGAAUGCCCCCGAAGCUGUAACAGCUGCAGCAGUGAUCUACUGCCUCCGAUGCUUAGUAGAUGUAGAUAUUCCCUUAAAUCAAGGUUGCCUUGCCCCCGUCAAAAUCCAUAUUCCCCAUGGUUCAUUCCUCUCUCCUAGCGACAUGGCUGCAGUUGUUGGAGGCAACGUGCUAACUUCUCAAAGAGUCACAGACGUCGUUUUGACUGCAUUUCAAGCUUGUGCUUGUUCCCAGGGAUGCAUGAACAAUUUGACAUUUGGGGACAAUACGUUUGGUUACUAUGAGACUAUCGGCGGCGGGAGUGGGGCGGGGCCCACUUGGGACGGGACUAGUGGGGUUCAAUGCCAUAUGACGAACACGAGGAUGACUGAUCCUGAGAUUUUCGAGCAGAGGUAUCCAGUGAAGCUCCAUAGAUUUGGGCUCAGAGAGAGCAGUGGGGGUAACGGUUAUCACAGAGGAGGAGAUGGGCUUGUGAGAGAGAUAGAGUUUCGGCGUCCAGUUGUGGUGAGCAUACUUUCAGAGAGGAGAGUUCAUGAGCCAAGAGGAUUGAGGGGGGGACAGGGUGGAGCUAGAGGCGCUAAUUAUUUGAUUUGUAAGGAUAAGAGGAGGGUUUAUCUUGGAGGGAAGAAUACUGUUGAGGUUGAUGAAGGGGAGAUCCUGCAGAUUUUGACUCCAGGUGGUGGUGGAUAUGGAGCUCCUAGCUGAAUUCUGAGUGGUGAAACUUUAAACUGCAUCUUUGGUCAUUGGUUUUGUGCUGCCGUUGACAGGAAUAAGGACUUUAAAAUAAAGUGUUAAUGUUGCGGGUUAAUGUGAUUAACACAAGGGUUUAUAUCCAAACCCUUAAAGAUGAGUACUUGAUUCAUGUUUCAGUUGGAAUAAUCUUUUUUUUAAUUAAAUCUGGGGUCAUCCUUUUUGUUCUUGAUAUGUUUAGGUCCUGUACUGCGAAAUUUUUUGCCAAACAGUGAUGAUGCACUCUGAGUUAUAUUGUUGGUAGGUAAUAGAAACUUUCAAUAGAAAUCAA